AUGGGGUCGUGGUGGAGCCUUUUAAGUCAAGAGAAAAAUAAACCAGAGACCCACGGCGGCCCCACUGGCUGCUUCUGGGGACCCCGAAUCAGCAGCUGGAGCUGCCAGCUCGGAAAGCCGGGGCUCGGGGACUGGGCACGGGGACCCCGGCCAGUGAGCGCCUGUGCCCCGGGACCGCCCCUCCCGUGCGCUCUCUCGCCGCGAUCCCGGGCCGGGCUCGCCCGCAGGGUGCUGGCAGCAGCAGCCAUGAGCCAGGACGCGGACCCCAACGCUCCGGAGCAAGCGGACAGAGAUGCCUGCAGUGUGCCCGGUGCCCAGGCGGCCCCGGCACCCGCGGGCCCGCGGGGGAUGCAGCUGCCGCCGCCGCCCCCGCCCCCGCCCCCAGCCGGCCUUCCCCGGAUCAUCCAAAAUGCCGCCAAGCUCCUGGACAAGAACCCGUUCUCCGUCAGUAACCCGAACCCUCUGCUUCCUUCACCUGCCAGUCUCCAACUGGCUCAACUGCAAGCCCAGCUCACCCUCCACCGGCUGAAGUUGGCACAGACAGCUGUCACCAGCAACACUGCCGCCGCCACAGUCCUGAACCAAGUCCUCUCCAAAGUGGCCAUGUCCCAACCUCUCUUCAAUCAGCUGAGGCAUCCAUCUACGAUUAGCACCCCGCACGCCCAUGCCGGGGUGCCCCAACAUGCUACAACCAUACCCAGCACCCAGUUUCCCUCUAAUGCAAUUGCCUUUUCGCCCCCCAGCCAGACACGAGGCCCAGGACCCUCUAUAAGCCUUCCCAGCCAGCCCCCUAAUGCCAUGGUGUUGCAUCCUUUCAGUGGGGUAAUGCCUCAGACCCCUGGCCAGCCAGCUGUCAUGUUGGGCAUUGGCAAGACCGGACCCGCUUCGGCUACAGCAGGAUUCUAUGAGUAUGGCAAAGCCAGCUCUGGCCAGGGCCAGACAUAUGGCUCAGAAACAGACAGUCAGCCCGGCUUCCUGCCAGCCUUGGCCUCUACCUCAGGCAGUGUGACCUACGAAGGACACUACAGCCACACAGGGCAAGAUGGCCAAGCUGCCUUUCCCAAAGACUUCUACGGACCCAAUUCCCAAGGGUCGCAUGUGGCAGGCGGAUUUCCAGCUGAGCAGGCCGGGGGCAUGAAAAGUGAGGUAGGGUCACUGCUGCAGGGUGCAAACAGCCAGUGGGAAAGCCCCCAUGGAUUUUCUGGCCAAAGCAAGCCUGAUCUUACAGCAGGUCCCAACCUGUGGCCUCCACCCCACAGUCAGCCCUAUGAACUGUACGACCCUGAGGAACCCACCCCAGAUAGGACCCCUCCUUCCUUUGGGGGUCGGCUUAACAACAGCAAACAGGGUUUCAGUGGUGCCCGGCGGCGGGCCAAGGAAGAGCAAGGGAUGCUGUCGGUGCGGCCCCUGCAGGCUCACGAACUGAAUGACUUUCAUGGUGUAGCCCCCCUCCACCUGCCACACGUCUGUAGUAUCUGCGACAAGAAGGUGUUUGAUUUGAAGGACUGGGAGCUACAUGUGAAAGGGAAGCUGCACGCUCAGAAAUGCCUGAUCUUCUCUGAAAAUGCUGGUGUCCGGUGCAUGCUCGGUUCUGCAGAGGGAACACUGUGUGGCUCUCCCAACAGCACAACUCUUUGUAACCCUGCUGGGAACCAAGAUUAUGACGCAAAUCUCGGAACAUUGUACGCAGCCAUUCCAGUACGGUCAUUUGCUCAGUCAAGUCCUGCGUUUCCUUUGGCUUCCACAGGGAUAAAUUUUGCACAGCAGAAAAGCGCUGGCCGCGUGGUGCACAUCUGCAAUCUCCCUGAAGGAAGCUGCACCGAGAAUGAUGUCAUCAACCUGGGGCUGCCCUUUGGAAAGGUGACUAAUUACAUCCUCAUGAAGUCGACUAACCAGGCCUUUUUAGAGAUGGCUUACACAGAAGCUGCCCAGGCCAUGGUCCAGUAUUAUCAAGAAAAAUCUGCUAUGAUCAAUGGUGAGAAGUUACUCAUUCGGAUGUCCAAGAGAUACAAGGAAUUGCAGCUGAAGAAACCCGGGAAGACUGUGGCUGCUAUCAUCCAGGACAUCCAUUCCCAGAGGGAGAGGGACAUGUUCCGGGAAGCAGACAGAUACGGCCCAGAAAGGCCACGAUCCCGCAGUCCAGUGGGCAGGUCACUCUCCCCAAGGUCUCACACUCCGAGCUUCACUUCCUGCAGCUCCAACCACAGUCCUCCGGGCCCCUCCCGGGCUGACUGGGGCAAUGGCCGGGACUCAUGGGAACAUUCUCCCUAUGCCAGAAGGGAAGAAGAGCGAGACCCAGCCCCCUGGAGGGAAAAUGGGGAUGACAAGAGGGACAGGAUAGACCCCUGGGUACAUGAUCGCAAACACCACCCCCGGCAACUGGACAAGGCUGAACUGGACGAGCGACUGGAAGGAGGGAGGAGCCACCGGGAAAAGUACCUGAGGUCUGGAUCUCCCAACCCACUUCACUCUAUGUCUAGCUACAAAAGCCGAGAAGACGGCUACUACCGGAAAGAGCCCAAAACCAAGUUGGACAAGUAUCUGAAGCAGCAGCAGGAAGCCCCCGGGAGGUCCAGGAGGAAAGAUGAGUCCAGGCUUCGAGAAAGCAGACCGUCCCAUCCUGAUGACUCAGGCAAGGAAGACGGGCUGGGGCCAAAAGUCACUAGGGCCCCUGAGGGCACCAAGUCCAAGCAGAGUGAGAAAAAUAAAAGCAAGAGACCUGAUAGAGACCAAGAAGGAGCUGAUGAUAGAAAAGAAAACAAAAUGGCAGAGAAUGAGGCUGGAAAAGAGGAACAGGAGGGCAUGGAAGAAAGCCCCCAGUCAGAGGGCCGACAGGAGAAAGAAGCAGGAUCCUUUGAACCGGAAAACACACGGACAGAAAAGGAACGAGAUUGGGAGAGUGGAAGUGAGGCAGAGGGCGAGAGCUGGUAUCCCACCAACAUGGAGGAGCUGGUCACAGUGGACGAAGUGGGGGAAGAAGAAGAUUUUAUCAUGGAACCGGACAUCCCAGAGCUGGAAGAAAUUGUGCCCAUUGACCAUAAAGACAAAAUCUGCCCAGAAAUGUGUCCCUGUGUGACGACCACCUUAGAUCUGGACUCAGCCAAGGAUUUCUCCAAGGAGGGAAUCAAGGCUGUAGGGAACGGGGCUGUAGAAAUCAGCCUCAAGUCAUCUAGAGAGUUGUCUUCUGCUUCCACAAGCUAUCCCAGUGACAUGGACGUGGAAAUGCCUGGCCUAAAUCUGGAUGCUGAGCAGAAGCCAGCUGAAAGCGAGACAGGCCUCUCACUGGAGGAUUCGGAUUGCUACGAGAAGGAAGCAAAGGGAGUGGAGAGCUCAGAUGUUCAUCUGGCCCCUCCAGUCCAGCAAAUGUCUUCCCCCCAGCCAGCAGAGGAGAGGGCCCGGCAACCCAGCCCAUUUCUUGAUGAUUGCAAGACCAGGGGGACUCCCGAAGAUGGGGCUUGUGAAGGCAGCCCCCUGGAGGAGAAAGCCAGCUCCCCUACUGAAAGCGAUCUCCAAAGCCAGGCUUGCCAAGGAGUGUUGACCCCGGAAAACUCCAGGUAUAUGGAAGUGAAAUCUCUGGAUGUGCAGUCACCAGAAUACACUGAAGUGGAGCUGAAACAACCCAUUUCUUUGCCUUCCUGGGAACCAGAGGAUGUGUUCAGUGAACUUAGCAUUCCUCUAGGCGUGGAGUUCGUGGUUCCCAGGACUGGGUUUUAUUGCAAGCUGUGUGGGCUUUUCUACACGAGCGAGGAGACAGCAAAGAUGAGCCACUGUCGUAGUGCUGUCCACUACAGGAACUUACAGAAAUACUUGUCCCAGCUGGCGGAAGAAGGCCUCAAGGAGACUGAGGGGGCUGGCAGCCCCAGGCCCGAGGAUAGCGGAAUUGUGCCAUGCUUCGAAAGGAAAAAGCUGUGA
Messenger RNA from Carlito syrichta (Philippine tarsier), 3912 nucleotides. RefSeq names its product RNA binding motif protein 20 (gene RBM20). The coding region runs from base 1 to 3912 and encodes 1303 amino acids. Gene Ontology annotation, biological process: regulation of RNA splicing. The transcript has 15 exons. Gene Ontology annotation, molecular function: mRNA binding; zinc ion binding. The record is from RefSeq and is a predicted model, not a curated record. NCBI's taxonomy places the organism in Eukaryota, Metazoa, Chordata, Mammalia, Primates, Tarsiidae. Gene Ontology annotation, cellular component: nucleus.